GAGAUGAGUCUGUUAUUAGUAUUCGGGUGAUGGUCAAUCGAAAUUCGACGGUCUUUAAACACAGCAUUGAUGCAGUGGCAUUCUCAUCCAAUUGGAAUUGAUAUAUGACGGAAAUCUCGGGAAUAUAACCAGAAAGUCCAUUAAUUUCGGAAGGAGGUGAUUUGAAAUAGGAAUCAAUAGGAUUAUGACGUUCGAAGUGGACUCUACUCGGGCACCAAGAGUCAAGACAAUAGAGUAGCACCCGGAAGGUUUCGGCGUGGUCGUUCUUGAAUUUUCGCUGUCUUGUCUCGUGGAUCAGGACUGCAUCCUUAUUAUCCUGGCUACGCAACACCGGAUGAAAAACAAGCUCGCCUUUGUAAUUUGCCUGUUGAUUCAUCUUGAUAUUUCAGAGGCAGCAGAGACCAUCCUUCACAAGUGCUCAAUGUAACUGCCUUAGUAAUUUGGUUACUUCACCAGUCUUUCAAAUGAUGGCUUUGUUCAGGAGUUGAUUAAUGUCCUCUCCUGACUCAGUGACUGAUUUCAAACUUUGAUUUGCUCUGUUUCGCUGGAGCUUUUUAUUGAACAAGAUGUGUGACAUAUUCGGCGGGGAUACACUGCCUUCCAAGGUACAGAGAUGGGGAGUACUGUGGAAGAAGCCUUUCAGUCAAAACGGAUCAACAAAAUGGGCAAAAAGGUUUUUCAUCAUAAAGGAAGGGUUUCUCUUGUACUACUCUGAAAAUGAGAAGCGAGACUUUGAGAGAAAACGACACUUCAACAUGCACCCAAAGGGUGUGAUCCCAUUGGGUGGAGCUAUUAUAGAGAUGGUCAAUGACCCCACCAAGAUGUGUGCCUUCAGGAUCGUCCACGAUGACCUCAAUGGUUCAAUAUAUCUCGCAACCGACACAGAGUACGACAGGGAGAAAUGGGUGGAUAUCAUGCGCAAAUCAGGAAGAAUAACAUGGAAGAAUGCGGAACUGGGUGAGUCCAUGAUCCAGACGUUGGAAAAACAGAGUCUUGAGCUGGCGAGGGACAGCCAGAGGUAUAGAGAACAGCUUCACUUAGAGGCACUGGCACUCAGAGACGAGAUGGACAAAAAUGAGGAGCUUGAGAAAAUCGCUAUUGAACUGGAGGAAGAGAAGAUGAAGAUUGAAAAUACAGCAAGAGAACUCUUAGAUGAACAUGAGAGAACAAAAAUGGAGUUGGAGGAGACAAUGAAUGCUAUGCAACAAGUAGCGAGUGAGAAAGAACAACUAAGUCAAGCAUCUGAAAGUUAUCUAGAAGGUAUCAAGGCCCUUGCUCAGGAGAGGGAACAGAAAGAGUUGGAGCUGCAGAGACGAGAAUCUGAGAUGCAGCAACUUAGCAGUGUGAACAAGACAUUGGUCUCCGAAACAAAUGCCCUCAAGGACAACCUCAAAGACAUUGAGAACAAGACAAACCUGCUAGAGAAUGAACUCUGCGUCAUAGAAGACAGGUUAAAGGAGAAGGAGGUCCAAGCAGAAAUCCUCGAAGAGGAGAAGAGGUCUUUCAAUUUACAAGCCAGAGAACUGGAGUCAUCAUUACAUGACUUGACGGUACAGAAGGAAUUAACAGAUGCAGAGCUGAAGGAAGAGAUCAUCGCCAGACGAGAUGCCGAGAGACGGCUCAAGAAGGCGGAGGACUCCCUCUCGAGGUUAGAGUCAGCGCUGAAGGAGGAGAAGUCAAUGGAAAGACCGGAACCAAGAACAGAGAGACAGAGUCAGCUAGAUGUUGAGAUCUUCACCAACGUGGCGCAUCUCAAACGUUUCUUUGAGGACAUCGCAGCAGAGGCCCAGUUAGACUCCAACAAACCUAUCAUCAUGAAGAAUGCAAUCCACGCUCGCAAGUCACUCGUACGCAAGACAAAAAGCUUUAAAUUCAGGAAAGAGAGAGAUCGCAACCAUGCUAGACACAAUCGUACUCCAGAUGAAAGAAGAGGUUUCGCCUCAUUCCGUGUCGCAGACUCCCAGAAACUGUCCUCCCUCUCCUCCAUGCGGCACUCGGUCGCCAUCGGUAACCAAAUCAACGACCACUUUGUCUUGGACCUGAACACCAGGGAUGGCGACGACUCCUCCAGCGACCCUUCCCGUCGCUCCCUGGACUUUGAUGACCUCACGAUGCUGUCGGCGACCAAGGGCGGACUCACCAGCCCCCCUCACACCCUGAAGACAAGAGGGACGAAGCAGAGUUACGAUAGCACAGGGAGCGGAGGAGGUGCGGACGAUGAGAGUAGUUCGGUGUCCAGCAGCACGACAGAUGGUCUGAACUCACCCAUACCUGGAGAGGCUGAUGAUCUUCAUGUUGCUUUCGAGCAGAAAAUAUGAAUCUAGAUUCCAUAAGUUGAUUGUUACUACAGUAAUUGCCUGGCUGAAGGUGGAGGGUGGUAUUAUCCACUGGACAGCAAGUUAUGAUAUGCACUGAUUUAACUUGCUUUUAAGAAGGAAAUAAGACAAGUUGUCCCAUGGAUGUUAGCCUUUCAUACGUAGCCCUUGCCAUGAUCAACUUACUGCACAAAGGGGCCGUUUCAUAAAGCUGUUCGUAAGUUAAGAGUGACUUUAAGACGACUGGUGUUCCUUUCUUGUGGUAAAUGAUAUACACUAUUGAAUGUUUCUUGAUGAUUAUUUGGCACGGAAGAAAUGUUCACCAGUUCUUAAAGUCACUCUUAACUUACCAACAGCUUUAUGAAUCUGCUGCAAGGUUUGAUUCACUAAUGAGGAUCAAUUGGGAAUGGAUUCGGAUCCAAACUUGAUAUCUAUUUCACUCUACUAAUUCACUAAUAUCAUGAAAGAAAUUACAUUAGGUGUGUGUUUCAUAAAGCUGAUCAUAAGUUACAAGUGACUUUAUGAAUGAUACGGGACCCUUUCUUACAAGGUAAAUCAACAUCAAUGACAAUUUGGUGUUAUUUCCCACAGGUAAGGGCCACCGGUCAUUCGUAAAGUUGAACGUAACUCACAAACAACUUUAUGAAACACCUACCUGGACCCCCAUCUUACAAAGAGUUACAAUCAAUCGUAACAAUGGAAAUCCAUCAGUGUCAAAAUUCUUUCUACAGGAAAUUUGCACAAUGUCUUUUGUAAACAAAGAGAAGCACAGCAAAUUUUCAAGAAAACAUUGAAUGCAUGAAUAUACAUCAUAGUUAGAAAAUAUUUUGAACAAACAUGCAUAAUAGAUGUUGACCUUGCUGGCCAUCCACAAUUUUGAUUGAUCAGAUCAAUCGCAACUCUUUGUAAGACGUGGCCCAGGAAUCACCAGGAAUAUAUUUGAAUGGGUUCUCUAUCCCUGAGAUCAAGUUAGUAAAGUUGAAGAAUCAGAAACAGUGUUUCCCUUUAAAUUGCACUCACCAACCCUCUGGUACAUUAAAAGAAUUGUACAUGGAGAUUGCAUAAAUUUUAGAUAUCAGUAGUGACAAUUUUUUUUUCCUAACAAUUGAAAGAAAACUGGGGAUUUCUGUUGAGACAACAGUAACAAAAUUUAGAGUGGCUUAAGGGAACAUAUUGUUAUUCAAAGCUUUACUGUGGUGAAUAUGGAGUGAUACAUUUAAAUGAUAUAAGCUUUGAUCAUAUUAUGCUGCAGGUUUCAUAUGUACAAAAUAAUUAGUUCAUUCAGCAUCUGUACAUGCACAUUAAAUAUAGGCCAAGGGUGUACAUUUUGUAUGUGGUUUAUGUAUACAUGGCCUCAGCUCAGAUAAUUGUGUGAUGCUUUUCAGUCAAAGUGCCUUAAUUUGAUAUUCAUUAUGCGUUUGCAUAUUUCUUGGAGAAAACAUUGAUUAUUUGGAAAAUUCAGUUUGGUGUUAAAUAUCACAGUAUUAAAGCAUUAUCACUCUACCAUAGUCUAGAUCCUAACUUUUGUUAAAUGUGAAUGCUACUUUGACGACUUGAUUUCUCAUAGUGUUAUUCUUUUGAGAUUGAGUUUUACCCAAGUUUUUACACUAGGUGCCUUAUAUAUAAAUAAUUCCUCUCCUAGAUGCCUUUGUAUCUUGUUUAGAGCUCAUUCUCAACUUUUAUGAUGUGACUGUUUUUUUUUCUUAUUUUAUGGCUUCAGUCACACCAACGAAAUCUGGGUCUGUUGCAUAAAAAUUACUAUUUAUGAUAACCUUGCCAUCUAAUGGUAACUACCAUGGCAACAAUAGUCAACAGCCAAUUAAAAUCAAGGAUUCCAUGAAAGAUACCAUUGGAUGGCAAAGUUACCAUAAUAGUAACUGUUAUGCAAGGGGGCCCUGAAAACUGACCCAUUAUAUGUCGUAAUGUAGCAGCUUUGAUUGGUAUUGUAAGAAAGAGCCUUCCUAGCCUAGCACCUUUUUGGGCAAAAUAAUUUUCUUUGGGUUUGAUUUGAUUAAUUUAAAGGAUAAUAAAGGUUUAAAUACAUGUUCGAGGCUUCUUUAAGCCGACAUUUAUAUCUUUUAACUUGACUAAACACACAAUAUGUCUUAUUUUAUAUAUUUGAGAAAGUCUUACUUGAAAUCGAACAAGUGCUACGAUCUUACGCGAAGCUCUAUGCUGCCAUUUUGUUUGGACUGCCAGGGACUGACAGUUUUGCGCUCUACAUGUAUGGUUGGCUAUACUGUGGCUUACUUUCACUAUUAAAACUCUACAAUAAACUCAAUGCAAAAAAAAUAUUUCAAGUCAUAUUUCCAACUGAAUUAAAUGUUUUUAGCCUCUACUUAUCUGAUUAUUUUUUUUUUCAAAUAGUUAAAUUUUACAUUUUAAUUGUUUAAAAGCAUAAAUAACAUCAGAAUUUUCACUUCAUCUAAUUGAUCAUCAAGCCAUCGCAUAGUCAGCUGCGGAUAGCGUGUAUUACUAGUCUACUGCCGCAAUGGGUUUUACCCAUUCGUCUUUCUACUUUUAAUCGUACACCCGAAGGCCUGGCAGUACGACAUGAUCUUUGGGUUUUUUUAUCUUGAAUGCUAGCGAAAGAUCAUAUGGCUAUUAAUCGCGGCACACUUAAUUAUGUACAGGAUACUAGUACCAGGUUGAGCAUUUCGCAAGUAGAGCACAAUUUGGUCAUAUCUUUGCUGGGGGUCACUGGAAUCCCAGACAAAAUGGCAGCCUGCUAAAGACUGAAUACGCAUCUCGUAGCAGGCGAUGAUUGCAUUUUAAAAGUUGAAUAACUUUGUAAUUUGGGGGCCUACAGACCUGCCCGAUACAUCAUAUUGUAGGUAAUAAUGUUCGCUAUUUGAUAUUGAUGUAAAUGUGCAAAUCCUUCAUUCUCCUUUAAGUUUGUAAUCAUUUCUCAUGUAGCAGUGUUAUCAGUCAUUCAAUAUGAACUAAUUCGGUGAAGAAAUUUUUUAUCAUACAAUAAUUGUAAUGACCGUAAUCAAAUUUUCAGUGCUUCAUAAAUUCAUAUAUGCAUUUAUACAUAAAUAUCUAUCUAUAAACAACUCAGAAAUGUACAUCUAAGAAUACUCCUGUGCAUGUACAUGCUCAUCUUAUUCAUGAAUGAAUCGUUUGUAUCACUGCAUUUAAUUGGUUAAUUAACAAACAGCACAUUUGACGCUGUAAUUAGAGUAAUAUGUAGAUAUGGUGCUCCUUAUUUUAAUCUGCAUUUGACAUGUUUUGUGUAUCACUUUCUUGCACUUGUGGUAUGGGAUAGAAUAGUCAACAUAGAGAGUAAGGUUGAGAAAGAGGGAGUUGUGAGAAGAGAGGGAGAGAGUGAGAGAUGGGAAGGGGGAUGGGGCAAGAGUAUAUGAAUAAUGAAAUGGGAGUCGGGUAUUUGUGUAAACUUGCGGCACCUAGUCGAAUUUAACUGUUAAACGAUAUAACCCUUGUGAUAUAUUGUCUUUCAAGUAUAUUGGAAUAUUAUCUUUUAAUCCAUAAUAAAAUCAGAUUUUCAUACCAACCGGUACCUCUAUAUACCAUUGACCAAUGUUUUGUGCAUUAAUUAUCACUAGUGCCUGUCAGGAUGAUUACUAUGAAAACUUAAAUGUACCUUAAAAUAUUGUUUAAUCAAAGUGUAGAUAAAUUCUUUCAUAAACUGUGCCCGAUUUCAUUUCAGCUGUGGGAAUAUUUCAUGAACUCUUUAUGCGAGGUUAUGCAUUGACGUUUAAAAACAUUUAGCCCCGUCUUACAAAGGGCUGCGAUGGAUUCAAAUUAAACUCAAAUUCUGCUUGAUCUGAAAUUUAUCACAUUUAACUUUAUAAUUUUAGAUCAGUCAUAAUUUGAGUUUGUUUUUUAAGACCGUGCCCUAGAAUUUAUCCAUCAUAUCAAAAUUGCAAUCGAGUUGACAAAUCUAUUUUGUAAAAUAGUGAUUUCCCUUUUCUCAGACAAAACCCCUGUUAAUCAUAAACUUUUUGUAAAUUCUAUAUGAAAUAGGUGUCAUAUGAGACAGUAUUUAUGCCAAGAUGCAGUAACACAAUUUGUCUGAUACCCAGAUUAGAUAUUAUUUCAGUUAUAAACUUAGUUUAUAUUUGACUUUUAUAUUCAACGGUGUAAAAAAGAGAUCUAUUGUUUAAAGUGAACCAUCUGUAUAAAGAGAAUGUGUAUUUGAAAAUACCUUUAUUAUUUUAAGUGCAUGUUAUUUAAUCGGAUGAAUAGCAUUUAAGGUGCUCUCUGCGAAAGUCUUUUUACCUGAAGGAAAAAUAAAAAUUAGUUAAAGAAAUUUUUUAUUCUGUUUUAUAUCAUGUAAACCUCAUGUAUAGGUACCAGUGUAGAGAUAUUUGAUGAAAAGAAAUGAUUAUUUUUGUAUAACCGGGGAUGCAACAUAUGUACAUAAAUUACUGUAUAUUGAAUAAGCCUAAGUGAAUUAUGCAUUUGAAUUAUUGUUUGAACGAUGACGGCGUAAUAUUAGAAUGCGAAUCAAUCAUGUGUCUUUGAAAUUUGUAGAAGUAAAGACAAUUGAUGAAAAGUUUGUAUAUAUUUCUUAAAUUGCUUUGCAAAUCAUUGCAAUGAUUUAUUGAUUAAAAAAAAGAAGAUCUGUA
This is a messenger RNA of Lytechinus variegatus (green sea urchin), 6907 nucleotides long. It is a transcript of the gene plekhd1, whose product is annotated as pleckstrin homology domain-containing family D member 1-like. The transcript has 13 exons. The record is from RefSeq and is a predicted model, not a curated record. The coding region runs from base 567 to 2318 and encodes 583 amino acids. Lineage: Eukaryota; Metazoa; Echinodermata; Echinoidea; Temnopleuroida; Toxopneustidae.